Molecule: messenger RNA, 1791 nt
Organism: Sparassis crispa
Lineage: Eukaryota; Fungi; Basidiomycota; Agaricomycetes; Polyporales; Sparassidaceae
Product: DNA repair and recombination protein
Exons: 6
Coding region: 1-1791 (596 amino acids)
Biological process (GO): double-strand break repair via single-strand annealing; mitotic recombination; double-strand break repair via homologous recombination
Cellular component (GO): nucleus
Source: RefSeq, a predicted model, not a curated record
AUGUCACCUGCGCGAGGUUUUGUCCAGCGAGUGCUUACAUCUCCGGGCGUGGUUGAGGCUGGCCUUGGCACCCAUGGGAUGUCUUUCAGAUCUGACACUCUUUUUUGGCACAUAGGUUGGAAAAUUAUCAACCUGGCAAACGAAGUUUUUGGGUUCAACGGAUGGAGCACAAGCGUAAUCAAUCUGACUGCUGACUUCAUCGACUUUAAUGACGAGUCGAAGCGGUACAACGUCGGUGUAACGGCUGUCGUGCGUGUGACGCUGCGGGACGGGGUGUUCCAUGAAGACGUGGGCUACGGGCUACUGGAGAACUCCAAGAGUAAGGGCGCAGCGCUCGACAAGUGCAAGAAGGAAGCUGUGACGGACGCAGUGAAGCGUACGCUCCGCAACUUCGGCAACCUCCUAGGGAACUGUCUGUAUGACAAGUCAUACACGCAAGAGGUCAUCAAGAUCAAAGUCCCGCCACCGAAAUUUGAGAAAAGCGAGCUCCACCGCCGCCCCGAGUUCUCCGAGUCCAAACCAGAUAUCAGCAUGACCACCACGACCAGCACCAACAUACCCUCGGGCCUCAAUUCCGCCUCUACCUCUACUGUACCGAUCAAACCAGAACCACCCACAUUCACCCACCUCAAUGCGGUCUCCACCUCCGCACCCCAGCCGCGGCCAGUGCACAAUGCUGUCCCACCACAUAUGCGCGAUGUCUCGGGACCACCACCGGCUGCGAUGUCCACGCCGAAUGCAAGAGGGCCGGUGCCAGUGCGCUCGAUGAACACACCGGUGCAGACACCCUCCGGAGUAAUGCAAGGCCGACAGCAGCAGCAGCAGCAGCAGAAUCAGCAGAACCAGCGACCACAGCAACAGCACCAGCAGCACCAGCACCAGCACCAGCACCAGCACCAGCACCAGCACCAGCAGAACCAGCAAAACCAACGGCCACAGCAACAGCAACAGCAACAGCAGAAUCGCGCCACACCGCAGGAGCGCAAAGUGACAUUCGCCGUGCCCUCUGCUCCCGCUCCCGUCGCCGUUCCUGCACCACUACCCCAGCCUCCGGCGCCGGCACCAGCGCCAGAACCCGCGGAGGCACAGGUCCUCGACGACGAUGACUCCUUCCGGUUCGACUCCGACGACGACGCGAUACUCGCCACGAUAGACCUCGGGGAGGGCUUGGGCCGACCGAUCGACUUUGAGGGGUCGAGCGGUGGCCCAUCGAGCGAGACGAAAGUACAGCGGCAGCAACCUCCCGCUCCAAUCCAUCCACUGCAGCAGCAACAGCGACCGCCAGCACCCGCACCGCCGCAGCAGCAGGAGCAGAAGCAGCAGCCACCACAAGCACCUACUCCACAACAGCAGACCAAAGCGCCGCCACAACGCGCCUCAGCGCCGAUGGCUAAGCCACAGCAGCAAAUGAGUGCGAAGUUACACACAAACCAGAACACACCUCCACAACAUCCAGUACCCAGCUCGACGCCUGUUACGAGCGGAUGCCUUCCGGGAAGCUUCCACUUUCCGCCCGGCGUGAAUCCACAGAACAUCAGGUCAGGCACUCCACUACCGUCCGCGUCUCGGCCACAGCAGGCAACAUCAAUUAGCAGCAUCGGUCUGAAACGUUCCGCCGACGUCAUGCGAGCACAAUCUGCUGCAUCCAUGCGAAGGCCUGCGCAAGGAAUGGGGCUGGCACCACCUCCUGGUAGCAGCGGAUGGUCGGCACAGGGCGCGGACUCAAAGAGGGAACCACUCGCUGCUCUCGAACUUGGUGAGGGCGGUGAUGUGAAGAGGGUGAGACGAUGA